AUUGGUCGAAGUAAAACUAGAUUCUAGCCAAUGAGGAACGAGCAUUCGUAUUUCAUUUUUAUAUAAAUACCGGUACGACGCAUCACGGUAAUCAUUCGUUUCUCUUGUUCCAUUUGAUUCUGUGCAAGAAGCUUCAUUUAUCAAGAUGACUGGACGCGGUAAAGGAGGAAAAGGUUUGGGAAAAGGUGGCGCCAAACGUCAUCGUAAAGUUCUACGUGAUAACAUCCAAGGUAUCACGAAACCAGCUAUCCGUCGUUUAGCCAGACGUGGAGGUGUCAAACGUAUCUCCGGUUUGAUCUACGAAGAAACCCGUGGUGUCCUGAAAGUUUUCUUGGAAAACGUUAUUCGUGAUGCUGUUACCUACACCGAACACGCCAAGAGGAAAACCGUCACCGCCAUGGAUGUCGUAUAUGCGUUGAAACGUCAAGGAAGAACCCUCUACGGUUUCGGAGGUUAAGCCUACCCCACUACUAAGGUGGUUUUAUGGAGUGAUUAAAACGGCCCUUUUCAG
Molecule: messenger RNA, 511 nt
Organism: Planococcus citri (citrus mealybug)
Lineage: Eukaryota; Metazoa; Arthropoda; Insecta; Hemiptera; Pseudococcidae
Product: histone H4
Exons: 1
Coding region: 146-457 (103 amino acids)
Biological process (GO): nucleosome assembly
Cellular component (GO): nucleosome
Molecular function (GO): DNA binding; protein heterodimerization activity; structural constituent of chromatin
Source: RefSeq, a predicted model, not a curated record